Messenger RNA from Coregonus sp. 'balchen', 27628 nucleotides. Lineage: Eukaryota; Metazoa; Chordata; Actinopteri; Salmoniformes; Salmonidae. The record is from the annotation of a GenBank genome assembly.
GGAGAGCGACAUAGCCAUUUGCGACAGAUGUUUGGCUGAGCCAGCGUGAUUUGUAUUAUCUGAAAAUAUGGUGAAAUCUGGAAAAUUAAAAUCUGGGGCCGCAUCGAAACUGAAGCGAUGGAAAAAAGGACACAGCAGCGACUCGAACCCCCAGACGAGCCGAUUCAGACAGGCUGCCAGAAGCCGUUUCUUCAGCCGCCCCUCCGGUAAGUAUUUGCAGCGUGUUCGGCCUGAGACGAGAUGGAAAGUCACACGUGGAAAAGUCAGCCAGCCAGCGAAGUUAGCAAGCUGUCUGCAGUACACAUUUUCUAAACAAAGAAAGGCUAGCUACUGUUUUCAACUUUUGUAACGUUGCUAACUUUCUGGAAACUUGUCAAUGUCGUUUGAUUUCCUUCUCUUUGCGGUGUUAAUACAACUAACUAGCUAUGCUGACAUAUAUGAGCCACAUGCUAGCUCCAACUAGCCUAGUGCCAACCACAGUUGUUCUAAUUUACACAAUCCUAUACUACGGGCUUUGGACUGUUUGAUGGUUGGGGAAUCGUGACCUAGGAAGUUUUGUUUGUACAAUAGAUUAUUUCAUAAAAUAUUUGUAAACAUUCGAUCCCAAAACAACAAUUUAUUGUACAUCCCUCCCGUGACCAAAUUAAGAAUACAUUGUGAGUGAUUAUAGAUGUAUUCUCAUAACUCAUUCCCACCUCACAUGCCCAGGGCCCACUUUGGGUCCCGACGCAUAGUUUAAGAAACCGUGGUCUAAAUCUACAAUUUUUUUUGAAUUUCAUUGUAUUACCAAUUUUUCAACCAUCAUCCACUAAGAUUACCGAAUGUCAGUCAGUAGUACAUGACCCUUAGAUACUGAUAUCUUCUCUGCACUCUCCAGAGAAGAGUGACCUGACAGUAGAUGCGCUCAAACUGCACAACGAGCUGCAGGCAGGAACCCUGGAGAGGGGUGCGUUUGGCCAGGGAGAUGCCUGUAUGGAGGAGACAGCAGAGCAUGCCCUUUCUGAUAGGAGCGCAGGGACCUUCCUCAGCGGGUUGUCAGACUGCUCAAACCUCACCUUCAGAAAGGUGCAGCGCUUCUGGGAGUCCAACUCAGCUGCCCAUAAAGAGGUAUGUAACUCGCGGGGACUGUACACUUCUCCAAGUGAACUGGUAACGACAGUGUACGUACAGUGCAUUCGGGAAAGUAUUCAGACCCCUUGACUUUUUCCACAUUUUGUUUCGCCACAGCCUUAUUCUAAAAAUGAUUCAUUUGUUUUUCCCCCCCGCAUCAAUCUACACACUACCCCAUAAUGACAAAUGUAUUUCAAAUAAUAAACUGAAAUUUCAUUUACAUAAGUAUUCAGACCCUUUACUCAGUACUUUCUUGAAUCACCUUUGGCAGCCAUUACAGCAUCAAGUCUUAUUGGGUAUGACACUACAAGCUUGGCACACCUGUAUUUGGGGACUUUCUCCCAUUCUUCUCUGAAGAUCCCCUCAAGCUCUGUCAGGUUGGAUGGGAAGCGUCACUGGACAGCUAUUUUCAGGUCUCUCCAGAGAUGUUCGAUCGGGUUCAAGUCCGGGCUCUGGCUGGGCCACUCAGGGACAUUCAGAGACUUGUCCCGAAGACACUCCUGCGUUGUCUUGGCUGUGUGCUUAGGGUCGUUGUCCUGUUGGAAGAUUAACCUUCACCCCAGUCAGAGGUCCUGAGCACUCUGGAGCAGGUUUUCAUCAAGGAUCUCUCUGUACUUUGCUCCGUUCAUCUUUUCCUCGAUCCUGACUAGUCUCCCAUUCCCUGCCGCUGAAAAACAUCCCCACAGCAUGAUGCUGCCACCACCAUGCUUCACCGUAGCAAUGGUGCCAGGUUUCCGCUUGGCAUUCAGUCCAAAGAGUUCAAUCUUGGUUUCAUCAGACCAGAGAAUCUUGUUUCUCAUAGUCUGGGAGUCCUUUAGGUGCCUUUUGGCAAACUCCAAGUGGGCUGUCAUGUGCCUUUUACUGAGGAGUGGCUUCCGUCUGGCCACUCUAUCAUAAAGGCCUGAUUGGUGGAAUGCUGCAGAGAUUGUUGUCCUUCUGGAAGGUUCUCACAUCUCCACAGAGGAACUCUGGAGCUCUGUCAGUGACCAUCAGGUUCUUGGUCACCUCCCUGACCAAGGCCCUUCUCCCCCGAUUGCUCAGUUUGGCCGUGCGGCCAGCUCUAGGAAGAGUCUUGGUGGUUCUAAACUUCUUCCAUUUAAGAAUGAUGGAGGCCACUAUGUUCUUGGGGACCUUCAAUGCUGCAGAAAUGUUUUGGUACCCUUCCCCAGAUCUGUGCCUCGACACAAUCCUGUCUCGGAGCUCUACGGACAAUUCCUUCGACCUCAUGGCUUGGUUUUUGCUCUGACAUGCACUGUCAACUGUGGGACCUUUAUAUAGACAGGUGUGUGCCUUUCCAAAUCAUUUCCAAUCAAUUGAAUUUACCACUGGUGGACUCCAAUCAAGUUGUACAAACAUCUCAAGGGUGAUCAAUGGAAACAGGAUGCACCUGAGCUCAAUUUCGUGUCUCGUAGCAAAGGGUCUGAAUACUUAUGUAAAUAAGGUGUUAAUGUUUUUAAUACAUUUGCAAACAUUUCUAAACUAGUUUUCACUUUGUCAUGAUGGGGUAUUGUGUGUAGAUUGAUGAGGGAAAAAAUAAUUUAACCAAUUUUAGAAAAGGCUGUAACGUAACAAUGUGGAAAAAGUCAAGGGGUCUGAAUACUUUCCGAAUGCGCUGUAUGUUAUAACGUAAGCUAACAUCAACUGUGUAUGACUGUUGUAUUAUAGUAUUCAUGUUAUGUUAACCUCUCAGCUGCAUGGGGUCUAAACCAGUAACUUGCCAAAGAUAUCCACUAUUCGUAUCUGUCUCGUCCCAUAGAUUUGUGCGGUGCUGGCUGCGGUGACUGAUGUGAUUCGAUCUCAGGGAGGGAAGGAGACUGAAACAGAGUACUUUGCAGCUCUGGUGAGUAGGGCCUAAUUACUGCUUAUGCCUGUCUAUCAUAUUUUCAAUAUUACUAGAGGAAUGACCCUUCUACAAAGGUGCAAUUGCAUUGGAUGCUUGCAAGUGCGUAAGAACUGGAGGCAUAGUAAGAUGAAUGUUAAUCUAUGUUGCUUUCUGCCCCUGCAUUGAAGUCUAUCAGAAUUCAUACAUACAGUGGACAAUACUCUGGGCUAACCAGGAGAAAAAUAGUUGGAUGUUUUCAGACUGUUUCACUAAACUUGUGUGUGUGUCUGUCUCUCUCUCUCUGGUUUCAGAUGACCACCCUGGAGGCAGUGGAUUCAGGGGAGUCUCUGGCUGCUGUAGCCUACCUCCUCAACCUGGUUAUGAAACGGUUAGUCCCACAGUUUAUCACAGUUCUCACCCAUGCUAACUGUGGUCACUAGCUAUGUUUCUUUUAACUUGUCCAGUGAUUUUUCUUUUUUUGUCGACAUUUAGAAAAUAGAUGCGACAAUUGCCUGCUAGGGUGUGUUUCCAUUUAUACUGAACAAAAAUAUAAAGUGUUGGUCCAAUGUUUCAUGAGCUGAAAUAAAACAUCCCAGAAAUGUUCCAUAUGCAAAAAAAAAAGAGCUUAUUUCUCUAAAAUGUUGUGCACAAAUUUGUUUACAUCCCUGUUAGUGAGCAUUUCUCCUUUGCCAAGAUAAUCCAUCCAACUGACAGGUGUGGCAUAUCAAGAAGCUGAUUAAACAGCAUGAUCAUUACACAGGUGCACCUUGUGCUGGGGACAAUAAAAGGCCACUCACUCUAAAAUGUGCACUUUUGUCACACAACACAAUGCCACAGAUGUCUGAAGUUUUGAGGGAGUGUGCAAUUGGCAUGCCGACUGCAGGAAUGUCCACCAGAGCUGUUGCCAGAGAAUUCAAUGUUCAUUUCUCUACCAUAAGCCGCCUCCAACGUUGUUUUAGAGAAUUUGCCAGUAUGUCCACCGGCCUCACAAUCGCAGACCACGUGUAACCACGCCAGCCCAGGACCUCCACAUUCGGCUUCUUCACCUGCGGGAUCGUCUGAGACCAGCCACCCGGACAGCUGAUGGAACUGUAAUGAAGCCCUUUUGUGGGGAAAUACUAAUUCUGUUUGGCUGGGCCUGGCUCCCCAGUGGGUGGGUCUAUGCCCUCGAUGGCCCACCCAUAGAUUAGGACCUAAUGAAUGUAUUUCAAUUGACUGAUUUCCUUAUAUGAACUAUAACUCAGUAAAAUCGUUGAAGUUGUUGCGUGUUGUGUCGAUAAAAAAAUGUAGUUGUUGGGGCCUCCCUGAGUGGCGCAGAGGUCUAAGGCAUUGCAGUGCUAGAGGCGUUACUACAGACCCGGGUAAAUUCCCAGGCUAUGCCACAACCGGCCAUGGGCUGGAGUCCCAUUGGAUGCCGCACAAUUGGCCCAGCGUCGUCAGGGUUAGGGGAUGGUUUGAGGGCGGGCCGGGUGCCUGCAGACUGGCCCCGGUUGCCAGUUGAACGGUGUUUCCUCCGACUCAUUGGUGCGACUGGCUUCCGGGUUAAGCUGGCGGGUGUUAAGGGGCGCGUCAUGUUUCGGAGGACGCAUGACUCCACCUUCGCCUCUCCCGAGCCCAUUGGGGAAUUGCAGCGAUGAGACGAUCGAAAAAAAUUGGGGAGAAAAGGGGGGUAAAAAAAUUUAAAAUCAAUGUAGUGGUUGAAGUGUUUCCAUUAGCCAUUUAGACAAAUUGCUCAUUAACAAAUUGGCGACAGCCUGUAUGCCCUACCACCUAUCUGUUUCAUGUCUCAGGUAGCCCACGAAAGCCAGCAUGGAUAGAAUGCAAUAAUUGACUAAUAUUUGCCAUAUUCUAAUAAUUCUCAGGUGCCAGCGUAUUGUCACGCUCUGUGCCAUGGUGAAACUUGCACUCCUGUAGUUCUGAAAUAAUUGGAUGAUGAAACUUGCCAACCAAGCAAGGCGAAGCAAUUCAGGCAUUGAAAGUCAGGACAAUCCCUGUCCUGGACAGAGACAUUUUUAUAGAAUGUAUUUAUAAAAAUUGCAGCUUAUAGUUAAGUAAUGACAUCACCGCGUACCUUCAAAAGUAUUCGGCAAUCAUUUAUUAGAAAAACACAGUUUCCAUAAUUUGACGCAAUAAAGUUAGACAAAAUAAAAAUCCACCCGUCGAACGGAUAAAAUGUUGUCGAUCUUUAGAAAAUGUCUCCUAUCUGCCGUUUCCAUUACAUGUGUCGCAAUGAUAUUAUUUGCAACAUUGCUUUUGUCAAAUAAACCUGGGUCAAUGGAAACCUGCCUUCUGACUUUGGUCUAUUUGUUGAAGCAUUUGAUAAGUGAUUUGAAUGUGUAUGUUGUGUCCCUCAGUGUUCCAGCACCAGUGUUGAUGUCUAAGUUCUCCGACACGGCCAAAGCUCUGAUGGACGUCAUGUCCACCCUGGCCAGCUCAGAAUCCGCCUCCGCACUCAGAUGGGUGAGUGUGUGUGUGUCCGGCCGGCGGGUACCUUUUUUUUAACAUGGAUUCAAAUAAAGUUUUCAACAUGUCUGUUUUCUUUCUCCAGAUCCUGUCGUGCCUCUCCACUCUUUUGAGGAAGCAGGAUGUUACAGUGUGGAGUUACCCGUCUACUCUGCAGACAUACCACGGUCUACUCAGCUUCACUGUCCACAGCAAGCCCAAGGUAUGCACACGGACGCACACACAGUACUUUAUAUUCACAAAAAUGUGGUACUAAAUAGUUUACACUCUCCACCUCAGAUCCGUAAAGCAGCGCAGCAUGGUGUUUGUUCCAUCCUGAGAGGCGGUGACUUACUGUUUACAGACAACGCCCCGACCCACCACCCGGCUGCUGCGACAGCCGCCAAGUUCUGCAUCAAAGAGAUCGAACAGGCAGGAGGUACAACCCCCAACCUUUUAAAUAAUUUUUUUGGUCCGUGUUUUUAUUUGAACGCAUAGAGGCAACGAUUUACGUCUAUAAUUUGUAUUUGUUAUGAGGUCCGUUGUUUUAACUCCGUACUCUCAAAGCUUUGACUGACAGGGCUUGCAGCUUGUGAUUAUGCUACUGCAACACUGUCUUUAAGAAGGUCUGAAACCAAGCUAGAGGACUCAAAUCUCCCCUACAUUACCCUUGAAUUAAGCUUCUCUGUAUUUGUUUUUUUUAUUCAGGCAGUAAGGAGGACACCACCACCCUGCACGUCCUGGGCCUCCUGAAGGACCUCAUGGUCACCUUCCCUCUCAAUGCCGUCAAGUCCUGCUGUGAGACUCUGCUCAGGGUGAUGACCCUCAGCCACGUGGUGAGAACACACACACACACACACACACACACACACACACACACACACCUUCCCAAAUUGACCUCUCCCCGCUUUCUCUCUCUCUAGUUGGUGACAGCAUGUGCCAUGCAGGUCUUCCAUAAGCUGUUCAGUGGGAAACCCAACCCUGCUACCCUGUCUGCUGAACUCAACGCUCAGAUUAUCACGGUAAGGUCACAAAGCUAAAGUCACAGCCUGGGGUCCAAAAACACCACCACAUAUUCAUACCCCCAUUACACUGUAAACCUGUGCUGAAAAGGGUUUCAUGGGUUAACAGUAUUAUGUUCUCUCUCUGUUCAGGCCCUGUAUGACUACCUGCCCAGUGAGAAUGACUUGCAGCCUCUACUAGCCUGGCUGGCUGUCAUGGAGAAAGCCCACGUUCACCUGGCCAGGUAGCGUACUGCACCCAGGAGUGUACACUACACCAGAGUACACUACCCCUGCAGCAGUAAAGACGAAUUCUUAUUUUUAAUUAACUGAAUGUUCACGCUCUCACCUCUCUCUCUCUCUCUCUCUCUCUCUCUCUCUCUCUCUCUUCAGUGUUCAGUCGUCUCUAAGUCUGGGGCAUCUCCCUCGUCUCUUCUCCACGGCCAUGUCCUGCCUCCUGUCACCUCACACACAGGUCGUCUCUGCUGCCACCAAUACACUCAAGGUAACACACUUCAAGCUCACCACUUUCUUUACACCUACCCUGUUAAGUGGCCCUAACUGUGCGUGUAUGCUGUAGACUCUGCUGUCGGAGUGUGUGGCUCCUCGCAUGGAGGAGAUCGGCCCCGUCAGCCCCACCGCUUCCUCUGGAAACCCUUCCUACGUCUGCAAGAUGUUCCGGUGAGAACACACACACACACACUCACCUAGGGAUAGUGCGCUUGCUCUCUCUCGCGCUCGCUCAGUAGGGCUGGGUGAUAUGGCCUAAAAAAAUCAUUUCUCAAUUAUUUUUUACUAAUUUAUGGGCGACGGUAUCUCUUUUUUUGUGGCUAAAUGCGCUUUGUUGCACAAUUUAAAGGUAUUUUGGGAAUAAUCUAAUGAAUUCAGGGCUUGUGAAGUUAUACCCAGGCUAAAUAUAAGACUUCAACCAUAAGACCCACUAAUAAUGUAAUUAUUAUAUCAAAAUAGUUUAACCUGUUUAUUUUUUUUGCAAUAGUCACUGAUCUAGUUUUUAAGUCUGUCUAUGAAAAUGACAUUUUUGUUACAAGUGUAACUCUAGAACCCAUAAGCACUAUCUAAUAAUCGACCAACUUGGACUAGGCGCUAUAAAAUAGAACAGUUGACACAACAAUCUCUCCAGACAGCUCCAUGUGAGACCAUCUUAAUCUUUAAUAUUUAAGUCUACAGAGCACACAUUGGCAUCAUAUUUGUUCUAACAAGUGAAUCGAACCACAACCGGUUGACGCAUGCUAUAAAAUACACCCUCGCCUGUCUCCAACUCUAGACACGCCAUUCCGGGGUUCACUUUGUUUAGAUGUUGAAAUCAAAUGGCCUACCUGGAUAAGUUGCCAAUUUCUUAUACAAAUACAUAUUUUUAUGCACAUUUAUAAAACACAGACUACCGCGCGCGCGACAGAAAUUGAGGAUUGAUUUUCCGCAAUCAUGUUCAUUGAUACUCCCGUCUUAGUAGACUCUGCUCAGUUCUACAUUUUGGGAGUUGAUACAUAAAAAGGAUAUUGUUACAUAGGUCAAGUUUUCCUCUAUUACAGUAAAAUAAUGUCUCCAAUGUGUUUCGGUGUCCAUGUGACCGAUUUUUAUGUCGGACCAAGCCUCAAAUGCAAAUAGCGAGUGGAAACAGAGGAAGAAGUGAUCUUUCGUCUCUUUGUUGUGAGUGGCAGGGGGAGGGGCUCGGUGUCUGCUAGUGGGAAGGUGCACCGAAGGAGACAAGACAAAAACAACAACCUUGAUUCUUGCGAUACAGGCAUUUGGAACAUCGCGCUAAAACAAAUUCGAUAUCGCUCUCACUCACUGACUCACACAGGGGUCAAGGCAUAAUUAGGAGUUUAUAUAUAGAUAUACAUAUUUGUUUGAUAUCCAGUUUUAAGCUGCCUCUCUGUGUAUUGUAGUAUCGUGGAGGAGGGUCUGUCGUAUCGCUUCCACGCCUCCUGGCCGUUCGUUCUGCAGGUGCUGGGCUGCUUCUACAGAGCAGCAGGGAAACACACUCACCCCGUCAUGACCAAGGUAACACACACCCCGACAGGACCAAGUUAACAUACACACAAAGUGGCUUUGUCAUGCCCAAAUACUUACCACUUGUUAUGGAAGUUGGAACUGGACAAUCAUUUGAACUUUGUGUUUCUCCCAGUCUCUCCAGUCUCUAGCGGACCUGCGCUCCACCCCUCGGUUCCCGUUCUGUGGUGAGCUGGACCUGGCAGUAGGUGGUGCUGUAGAGAGCAUGGGACCUGAAGUACUGCUGACCGCUGUACCACUCAACAUCACUGGACUGGAGUACGUCUGCUACUAGCUACUGUUAUUACUGUUUGUUACUAAAAGUUACAGCUGUUUAUUACUUUAGUGGAUUGUAUUAAUUAGUUUUUUUGAAGGUUCAUUUGGAUUGUGUGUUUUCAUAGUUGACCAGUUUAAUAAUUGUGUGUGUGUGUGUGUUGGCAGAGACAAUCUGGAGUUCCCUCGUAGUUGGUUGAUCCCCGUCAUACGUGAUCACGUUAAGAACACGCACCUGGCUUACUACACAGCAUAUCUCCUGCCGCUCGCUGCCACGCUCCGACAGAGAGGUAAAUAAUGGUUAGUGUGUGUGAAUGGGUGUAAGCGUAAACAAUGUAUCGCUCAUUUCUAUGCCUGUCUGUGUGUUGUAGCUGAGGACCUGGAGAAGGCUGGACAGAAACUAGAGGCUAAAGUCUACAAGACUCUCCAGCUGCAGGUAAGAAACCUAGAUUAGGUCUCCAUACUGUGAGGGCGUUUCGUCUUAUCUGUCAUUUAUACCACGGCGUUGUUGAAUACUCGAUUCUGAUUGGCUAGAAAGGGAUUCUAGAGUGGGCAUUAAUACCAGAUGUUGGAAAAGAUAUUGGACAUCUCUGAAGUAGUUCCAACAAUAGGCACCUUUUUACUGUUCUAAAUCACUCCACCAUGCAGACCUUACUUGCUACGAAGUUGCAGAAAGCUAAUCCAACAACUACACAAACUGAAAAUGGAUACAUUGGAAACGCAGGUCCAACAACGAAAAAGCAUUGAUUUGUUUUUAGUGACUUAUUUUUUACAGCAUCUGAUGACUUAAGGUAGUGAGCUUUGAACAUUAAUUUCUCCGGUCUCUCUUUUACUAUGGAGCAGUCAUGAUGCAAGUGAUGCUCGUGCUAUUAUACUCCAACAUGUUUUUUCGUUUGACCAGCUGUUUUCAGUAACUGGUAUUGUUGAAUUUGGUUGUCAUAUUGGUAGAUUUGCUAGCAACAAACAAUUUUGCUAGCUUCUAGCCCAGUGUUUGAUUUGCAAUGCGAUGUACUGUAAUGAACAGUGUCCUGACUCCUGACGAGACAGCUACUUUUUCUGUGCCAGGCGGAAUCGUGCAUCAUCAGCAUAGGCUACUUGUUAUGGAUGUAUCCAAAUAAAUGUCACUAGAAAACCGCUUAAGCAAAUGCUGUUAAUCUAGCGUCACUGUUUGACGUGACUGCGUUAGCCGUAGUUGGCUAGCUAGAAGGCAAUGGAUAAAAAUGUUUCCCGUUUGCAUAGCAAUCGAACAAAUAGAAUGAACUACUGGUGCACGUCUCUAGCAACCUUACCAAAAUAACAAACGACCAGUCCGCUUCUCUAGCAACCUAACCGAUGGAAUGAACAACCAGGUUUAGAUGAAAUGGUAUGAAUUACUACAAACUAAAAAUACGAUGAAACAUUCAUUGACGUAAAUUUGUGCUUUGUAUUGUUUCUUUGUCUGUGGAUAAAGCCCGCUCAAAAUGAUCUGGACUCCUCCGCUCGCCAUUAUUCCAGAUGAUCUUUAUUAUUAUUUAUGUAACUAUUUACCAGUAAACAGUUGAGAACAAUUCUCAUUUACAACUGCGACUGGCAACUAAGCAUAGGUCGAUAAAAACACAACACAGAGUUACAAGGGGUAAACAAAACAAAGCAAAUACAACAAAUCAUAUUAAAGUUGUGCAUGCAAUGGAGAAGCCAUAAUAGGCUAUGUGCAAAUCAUUAACGUAGUAUACAUGGCUAAAUGUGCAGAGAUGAUGCAUAGAUAUCUGGGUACAAUGAGCAAAGAAUAACAAUAGGGAGAGUAGUGGCGGCUAUGUCAAGUGUCCGUGUUUAUCCCUUACAUAUCUACCAGACUCAGGUGUUGUCUCUCUCCUUGCAUCCCUGUCAAAUCUAUUGUGUACUUCCUGUCAUAGCUGUACUAUUCCUACUUUGGCCAUACACAUUUAAUGACAUGUUUAACAGAUGCCCCUCAUUUUUCAGUAAAGUGAUACAGAACCUUCUCAGAUUGUGGCUGAACUAUGCCUCUUACAUUUACAUUUUAGUUAUUUAGCAGACGCUCUUAUCCAGAGCGACUUACAGGAGCAAUUAGGGUUAAGUGCCUUGCUCAAGGGCACAUCGACAGCUUUUUCACCUAGUCAGCUCGGGGAUUAGAACCAGCGACCUUUCGGUUACUGGCACAACGCUCUUAACCACUAAGUUACCUGCCGCCCCAAGGCUCAAAUCUCUUGAUUAGGUUGCUAGAUUUUGACUAGAAAGUUGUAUUUUAUUCGCUCACCUCACCAAACAAAAACAGACAUUUAAUACAAUUUGUAUGGCCUUCGGUGUUCUAAUACUGAGGUGUGUGUGCAUCCCUGUCACAUCUGCACCAUGAUAAUUAUUCACUAUUUUUUAUAAAGUGUUUCAUUUCUCCCUGUGAUAUUGUGUGUUCUGUGAUAGUGUUUCCAUUUCUGGACCGUACUCACUGGUGUUGUGUGUUUCUGCUCUCGUCAGAUCUGGACCAUGCUGCCAGGGUUCUGUGUGGGUCCCUUGGACCUGCUGGUGUCAUUUAAAGGCGUAGCAAGGGCACUGGGCAUGGCCAUCAACGAACGGCCCGACCUACGACUGACCAUCUGCCAGGCCAUACGCACACUCAUCACCAAAAGCUGUAACACCGGUACACACACACAAACAUGCACACACAAACAUGCACACACUUGCACAUGCAUGAACUAACCAGGUAUUGAACCAAGGUUAUCUGCAUGGCUCAAAACCGCAUUAGUCCACUGGACUUAAAGCCUAGGCAUUAGCUCUUCAAGUUGCUCAUCACGUGAUGAUGAUGAUCCAGGCUCUGUCGUAGCCGGCCACGACCGGGAGACCCAUGGGGCGGCGCACAAUUGGCCCAGCGUCGUCCAGGGUAGGGGAGGGAAUGGCCGGCAGGGAUGUAGAGCAUGGCGUUUGCAACGCCAGGGUUGUGGGUUCGAUUCCCACGCGGGGCCAGUAUGAAAAAUAAAAAGAUAAUGUAAGUCGCUCUGGAUAAGAGCGUCUGCUAAAUGACUAAAAUGUAAAUGUAAUGAUGGUUCACAGAACCUCCUCUAUUACACACACACACAGGCUAUGUAGGUCAGUCACUAAACACUAAACCCUCCUCUGCUAUGUUGCCCCCUGUAGAAGAGGAGAAGGUGGAGGUGGGGCGUUUUGCUAAGAACUUCCUGCCUAUCCUGUUCAACGUGUUCAGUCAGCAGCCUGCUCCUGGAGACAUUGCCCCCUACAGGAUGGCUGUCCUAGACACCAUUAAAGUCUACCUGACUGUCACAGACCCACAGGUACACACUCUGGCUCCUUAAUAAUAAUAAUAAUAAAACAAUUAUUUUUCUGCUUUCCUCACCUUCUCCAAAACGCAAUGGAGGACAAGAUCCACAAUUCCUCUCCUCUGACUUCUCCUCCCCUGAGUUUUGAGAAGGCGAGUAGAGAAGAUGCAAGGAAUGUAGGAAAUACUAAUUGAGAGAGCCUCUUUCAUGCUCAUUCAUUUACACACACCAUGCCUCAACAAAAAUGCCUAACAGAAAUGUAUGUUUUGUCUCCCCCUGGUGGUGUAAUGUUGUAUAUCUCUCAGAUGGUGUGUACCUUCCUGUCAAAAGCUACAGAAAGACUCAGCAGCCCAGACAGCACUGAGUUCAUACGGUAGGAAUAUGCUUAGUUAGUUGUGUUUGGUGUGAAUUACAUGAUUACAUUUCUGUAUUACAAUUGAAUUGCCAAUUACAUUAAUGUACAAUGCCAAGACAAAUUCCUAUCAACAUUGCAAAAAGUUUCUGAAUCUUACAUCUGUCCCCCCCCCCCCAGGUUGUCGGUCAUGGACCUGAUGGUUGCCAUGGCACCCUGUGUAGAUGAGGUCACCAUGAGUCAGACCUUUGAGUUGAUUCGGCCAUACCUGGAGGUUAGGACACAACAUUUUGACUGCGCAAGGAUGUGGAGAUGUUUUCAAAACCAGCCAUAUUGUUCUAAAUACUAAACACAUCACUUUUAAAAGUGCAUAAUAUAUUGUUUAGAUUACCAGGAGUUGCAUAACAAUUUUCUCACAGCUCAUACAUCUUUCCCUUUCUGAUUUUGUGUGUAGAAUAAGGAGCCACACAUGCAGAAGAAGGCGUACCGCGUGUUGGAGGAGAUGUGCGGUGGAGAGAGGGAGGAGUGUAGAUCUUUCGUUCUCUCUCACCUAGAGACGCUCAAACACGUUCUGCUGGGGACACUAAAGAAUGCGUCCUCUCCAGCCAAGAGGGUAAGACGUGUGUGUGUGUGCGUUCCUCGACCUUACUGAGUGCAAGGAUAGCUCAACCAGCUUCAUUUUGUCUAACUCUCCCUCUUUCCUUCCCUUUUCCUCUCUCAGCCCAGACUAAAGUGUCUGAUCCACAUUGUGAAGCAGCUGAGUGAAGAACACAGAGACUUCAUCACUGCCCUGCUACCAGAGGUAUACGCAUGCGCACACACGUACACGUACUCACGUUAGCACUCGCACACUUACACUGUUCUAUAACUCUCUCCUAGGUGAUCAUAUGUACUAAAGAGGUGUCAGUAGGAGCUCGAAAGAAUGCCUACACUCUACUGGUGGAGAUAGGAAACGCCUUUAUCAGGUUCUGUGGAGAUGCCAAAGGUAAGGAUUACUCGACCAGAGGCUUUGGUUAGGCUUACAUAUCCUCUAGAUUCUUACUAUCAUGGAGAGUUACUCCCGAUCCUUCUGUCCCUGUCUCUCUGUAGAAGCCUUGGAGCAGUACCUACUGUUGGUGUACGUGGGGCUGACCGGCUCUGUCACGAUGAUCACGUGUACAGUCCUGGCUCUCACCAGACUGGUCUUUGAGUACAAAGGUAAACCAACUCUAUUGCCCUUACACUCGCAAACUGUUUAAGGUGUGUGUUUAUCUCCCCUCUAGUUCAGGGGUGUCAAACUCGUUUCAUAGAGGGCCGAGUGUCUGCGGGUAUUUGUUCUUUCCUUUCAAUUUGUAUCCAAUUAAGACGUAGACAACCAGAUGAGGGGACUUCCUAACUAAUCAUUGACCUUAAUUGAUCAAUCUAGUACAUGGGAGGAGCAAAAACCCGUAGACACUCAGCCCUCCGUGGAAUGAGUUUGACACCCCUGCUCUAGCUGAUUCCAUCGCUGGAGCAGCUGUUACAACGUUUGUUUGUUUGUGUGCGUGUCAGACUCUAUAGACAUGGGAUCGAUGGAGCACCUCCUACACAACGUGUGUCUGCUGCUGACGUCUCGGACCAGGGAGAUUGUCAAAGCAGCGCUCAGCUUCAUCAAGGUCAUCCUCUUCGUCAUGGACCCCAAGACGCUGGCUGGACACGCCACUGUGAUGGUAGGGUUGUGUGCGUGCGGUUUAUGUUGGGUCUCUGUGUAGCAGAAAACCGCUUACGCUGAAGUUGGUUUUCAAAACUUUGCGUGAACACGGUUGUAUGUCUCUCUCAGAUGGAGGGUGUUGGGAACAUCAAGGAUGACGUUAGAAGACACUUCAGGACGAAGUUGAAAAACAUUUUCACCAAGUUCAUCAGGAAGUUUGGGUAAGUUUAGGCUACAUAUUUGACUUCAACACUUUUCACUCUGGAGUUUGCUUGUUAGAUGAUUAGCCUUAUGUGGAUCUGAGUUGAAUAGUGGCGUGCUGUAGCUGUUUAUAUUAAUACCCACAUGGCGGUAAUGGACAGUGAAAUACAUGGAUAUUAUACAUACAGGUAACUGCCUAAAUAAAGGAAACGCCAACAUAAAGUGUCUUAAUAGGGCGUUGGGCCACCACGAGCCAGAACAGCUUCAAUGCACCUUGGUAUAGAUUCUACAAGUGUCUGGAACUCGAUUGGAGGGAUGCAACACCAUUCUUUUACGAGAAAUUCUAUAUUUUUGUUGAUGGAAACCGCUGUCUCAGGCGCCGCUCCAGGAUCUCCCAUAAGUGUUCAAUUGGGUUGAUAUCUGGUGACUGAGACGGCAUAGCAUUAGCGUUGUCAAGUUACCAGAAUUUUGACUUUGAUACCAGGUUUAGUAUCACGAUUCUCGAUACCAAAACGAUACCACGGCAAAAAAGGCAUAUUAGCCAAAGUUACAGAAUGGCACUUGAUCCAGACAGAUAAACUCAGCUGCGGCUCUGUUCAAUCGUUGGACAUCUUUUGAGGUCAAUAUCAUUACUUUUGAAAUGUUUUACGUCAACAUUUUUCAAGAGACAGCCAUGUAUGCAUUAAUGAAUCAAUUAUACAAUCAAUUUGACUGUUUUUAUCAAUCUUAACUAAAUAACAUAAUUGUAAUCGUUUAUUUGAAUAGUCCUAUUCAAUUAUCAACGCAAUAGGCUAAUAAAUAGCCUAAUGCAUGGCUGCAUUUAUUCCAGACAGAUUUAGUUGGAGGUAGGCUAAUUCGCUUGCCCCAUAUAUUGCGUCACUUUCGAGAGGAGGAAAACUUUUCUCUCCCGAGACUUAUGCCACAACAUAUGUACAAUCAAAAUAAACGAUCUACAUUUGUCAUUUUAAUUUCUAAUGAUCUGUCGCUCGGUAAACAUGCCUGGGCGAGAAUAAAUAAUAAUAGCAAGCAAGCAUGGCCUUGGGUCGUCAGCACAAGCAUGGCCUUGGGUCGUUCUAAUCUAGACGUCUGAUCUGCCACUAAAUGUCCAAUCAGGCUAAAGUCGUGCUUCAAAUGGCCCCGCCCCUUUUGGUGCGAUUUCAGUCAGGUUGAAAAUCGCCCCAGAAGUAUCUCGUAGACUCUCAUGUUAAAAUCUAUUUUUUUCAAAUAUCAGAGCUUUCAAUACAAUCUCUAUGGGUUUCUGAGGGCUUGCACUUACGCGCUUUCGUCAUACGUAACAUAACCAUGAACGUAACUAAGAAAAGAGCGGGUAGCAGCGUCAAUCAAUUCACGUACUACUAUCAAGAUGGCUAGCGUUCAGUGCAACUCGAUUGUCUCUUUGAAAGAAGUUCACAUCAAAGACCAUUCAAAACGAGCUACUGGAGUGUAUGCUAGCGGUCAUGAGGGAACAUAUUGUGGAGGAGGUGAAGUCGGCGAACUUCGUAGCUAUCCAAGCUGACGAGACCACGGACGUUUCUACACAGACACAGCUGGUGCUUGUGCUGAGGUACAUAGAUAGCAACCACAAAGUGCAGGAGCGCUUUUUUGAGUUCCUUCCCAUCUCGGAAUCAACCUCAGUCUCAAUCGCCAGUGUGCUUUUGGAGAGACUGAACGGUCUUUUUGCCAACGACGAGAAAGUCAAACUGUGGUGCACUGGCACUGUACCAGGUUCUCAUGAGCUACAACCUCCAGGAGACGUUCUCUGAGACUGUGACUCUGUUGAACAUCCUCAUAACUACUCCCAUGACAACAGCUGAAGCUGAGAGAUGUUUCUCAACUUUGACACGAGUUAAGACAUUCCUGCGAAAUUCAAUGGGCCAGGAACGUCUGAAUGCACUGGCCAUGCUUUCCAUGGAGAGGGAACUAGUCCUCAGCAUGCCUGAUUUCAAUGAGAAAGUCAUUGACCGCUUUGCUGCAUUGAAAGAGAGAAGAGAACAGUUUCAGUACAAGUAAUGUAGCCUCUCUCUCUCUUUGUCCCUCCCUGUCUGUCUCUUUAACACACACACGCCCAAAUCAGUUCACAGUUGAUGUUGUUUAAAAUAGUUAUUUUUCAUUUUUUCAUGUUCAUUUUUACAAAUCUAUACAAUUGGCCAGAAUAUGGUUGUUCAUAUUUACAAAUCUAUACAAUUGGCCAGAAUAUGGUUGUUCAUUUUUACAAAGCCAUACAGAUAGCUGUGUUUACCUUUUCUAUAAAUUAUUUUCAAAUUCUGUUUUCAGGCAAAAUGUCUAUCACUGUUCAUUUUCACAAAUCUAUACAAGAGGGCAGAAUAUGGAAGUCUAUAAAAAUUUCUUAUUACCAAUAACUUGCAUCAAUGUUUUCAGUAGCCUCUAUCAAAAGCUCCUGCUUGCUUGUUGUGAAUUAUGCUCAGGUGCACAUAUUUCCAAUUCAACCAUGAUGCAAAAAAUGUGGUAAAAGCUCUUGUUGAUCCUGCAAUCUGAACAAAUACCAAGAUGCUGUAUUUUCAGCUGAUAUUUCAUUUGUUUAUGGAAAUGCAUAUUGUUUAUGCAGUGUUGAGGAAUGUGAAAGAACACCAUUGAUUAUUUUUACUGUGAUAACUUAUUUUGCUUUUGUAAGCCAACACUUUUGAGAUCAGUCAAUAAAUGCUUCUGGCAUUGACUUAUAUGCUGCCCCUGUCUUCAUGUUGUUGCUGGACAUAUCUUUUUAAAAUGUGUGUAGGUCACCUAAAUCAUCAGAAAAAUUGCCCCCCCUGAGAAUUUUUUCAGGAGCCGCCACUGGUCGUCAGCAAUUGAAUAAUUAUAACGACAGACAACGUAGGCCUCUAAACAAUGCCAAGUAGACAGACAAAAACAACCAUAUGACCUCAGCAAAGUCGACAGGAAAUAACUAGAUUGAACAACAAUGACUAGCUACGGAUUCUGAUUGAUACACGAGAUUUGGAGAAGGGGAGAUUUGUGCCCUGAGACGAGUGACUGAGUGAAACAGCAGCGCAUAUGUCUGUCUGGGGAAAUGAGAGCAGAGCGGCUUGUUCUAAUCCAAUCGUUGCAGCAGGCUCAACCGAUACCCCACCCCAUUCCUUUACAGACAGAAGAACUAGCCAAUACUUUUUUAGAGCACACAUCGCUUCACGCUGAGUGAAAGAGAUGCGGAUUACUUUUUUCGGAUCACAAAAUUACAAAACAUACUCGGGUCAUAAUCGUAUUCGGAAAAUGUUCCAUAUAUUCGGAAAAUUGGCCCUAAUAAUUACAUAAUUCCCAAGGCAAGGGGGUGGAGACCCAUGAGACCUACUCUCUCUCACACACACACACACAGUCAUUUUGCUGAGGCAGUAGAUAAUCUUUGGGAGAGACGAGAGAGAGACCGAUUUUUUUUAAUUUAAUGAAUAAAGUUUUUGUGGCAAUCAGCUUUGAAAUCAGCAUAUUUUGCGUUGGGUUUCACAAAGUACUAGGAGAGUGAAUUGAUGUUAGCUUCAGCUGUAAGCUAGCAAGGAAAGUUAGCCUACAAAGCUGGAAGCUGUCGGUAUCAUCUUGUAUUGUAAAGGCAUUGUUUUGCUAACAGUAAAUAACAGUUUCAACAUUUCUACAUGCCGUGUCGCAUUAUUCAAGUGUGUUAACUUCUGUGCAGCAUGAGUGGAGAGCAGUGGCGGCUCCUGAAAAAAUUCUCAGGAGGGGCAAUUUUUCUGAUGAUUUAGGUGACCUACACACAUUUUUAAAAAGAUAUGUCCAGCAACAACAUGAAGACAGGGGCAGCAUAUAAGUCAAUACCAGAAGCAUUUAUUGACUGAUCUCAAAAGUGUUGGCUUACAAAAGCAAAAUAAGUUAUCACAGUAAAAAUAAUCAAGGGUGUUCUUUCACAUUCCUCAACACUGCAUAAACAAUAUGUAUGGCUUUGUAAAAAUGAACAACCAUAUUCUGGCCAAUUGUAUAGAUUUGUAAAUAUGAACAACCAUAUUCUGGCCAAUUGUAUAGAUUUGUAAAAAUGAACAUGAACAGAUUUUUAUUUUUUUGAAUGGCAGUACCUUUCAAACAUGUCUGCUUGCAGUAAGGUAGCACUCACAAGGUGGCCAGAGAAAGAGAACCUUUCUUUGGUGUGAUCCAGGAUGGUGUUGCAGACCUCUUCAGACAGCCUCUGCUUCUCCUCUUCUCUCAAAGCUGUUCUGGGUCUUUUGGCUCCUGUUGCUUCUUGCAGCUGCUGUUGAGAGGAGUCCCUGAAGGCAAACAGACCAAUGUGUUUGUUGGCUUUGUACAGUAUUGUUGUCUAUGUGAUGCACAGGUAUAUGCAAUGUAUCCAUGUAUAGUACAAAUACUUCAGUUCCACUUAAAAUGGGCAGGGAUGCAUAAAGUCUUUAGUGUUUAAGUUAGCCUUUGUGUCUCACAUAGCCUGGAUGUUCAGCACAGUAUACAGUGGUGCUCAUAAGCUUAUGAUCCCAUGCUAAAGUUGACUAAAAAGAGGAAUAAAAAAGAAAAGAAAAUUGGUGUCCUUAAAGGUUGGAUUUUCCAACUUUUUUAAUUAAGUCAUUAAGAUCAAUUUCCAAAAGAUGAUUUUUUUAUUUUUUUAUUCCUCUUUUUAGUCAGCUUUAGAAUGUGUUCAUACACUUAUGAGCACCACUGUACAGUACACAUAGUAUAUAAAAUAAGAUAGAUUACACCACUGGCCAUAUAUAAUGACAAUAAUGUAAUUUCAAACACAAAUGCAGUCUCCUUUCAUGCAUACAUUUUCAAAUAAAGCUCUGCUUUGAGAAAGAUCGAAUGAUAUUGUUUAAUCUUUAUCUUACCUUAUGGCCUGCACACUGCUUGCGAAGCUGUCGAGGGCACGUUUGAUAAAGACAGCAUCAAUGUCCUUAUUCUGUAGCUUCUGGUACGGUGGGCUGGUCAAAUGAACCCAAUGAACCCGUCCGGAUGGCUUCAAAACAUUCUAUGAGGUCGUCUCGAUUCUCGUAGACAGUGUUCACGACUCUGCUGUUGCUAACCUCAUCGUUGUGGCGGCGGACAGCUAGCCUGUAUCCCUCAUCCAGUUGAGUGGCAAUAUUCACUCUCACCAAAGCAGACAAUCUCAAACAGCUAUCAAUGUGGGUCUUUGACAGCUCAUUUUUCUUAAUCUUUUCUGAAAGAUGGUGCAUGUCGGUUACACCAGUCGCUGUCCAAGCGUUGCUGUCUGCCGUUCAUGGUUACGUUACGUAUGACGAAAGCGCGUAAGUGCAAGCCCUCAGACACCCAUAGAGAAUGUAUUGAAAGCUCAGAAAUUUGAAAAAAAAUUUUUUUACAUUAGAGGCUAUGAGAGACUUCUGGGCGAUUUUCAACCUGACUGAAAUCGCCCCAAAACGGGCGGGGACAUUUGAAGCACGACUUUAGCCUGAUUGGACAUUUAGUGGCUGGCAGAUCAGACGUGAACACUGAACUACUGUUGCCAUGAUAUAAUUGAUUAGAAAAAAAAUCCCUUCCUUUUCCCGUUUGGCAGUGCGUCGCCCAUAUCGCCCUAUUGAACACACCGCCCAUGGUGGAGAGCUAACAUGAUGCAUCCCAGACUCCCAGUACAGGCUAGCAAUGAGUAAGUGGAGCAGGUACGGUGCGCACCUCGUGCUGUAAGGGGGACAUCUGCUGCACCGAUACAGACUUGAUCCGUGAGACACAUUUGACAGAAGUACCGGAAGUAACACAUUCUAGUACCGAACAUUUUCAGUAUUGAAAAAGUAAAGAAGUUUCAGUAUACCGUGCAAUACUACAUGGCAUAUGGUUUUCAUGCUCAUCAAACCAUUGUGACCACUCGUGCCCUGUGGAUUGGGGCAUUGUCAUCCUAUGGGGGCAUAGCCAUCCUAUGGGGGCAUAGCCAUGGUAGGCAAAAUACUGACCCUAAGCAUAACAUCCCUAGAGUUGAUUGACGCGCUAGCGCAUCACGUCAUGUUGACUAGCUCCCUGAGUGUUUUAAGCUAGAAAUGUACCGUCUUUCCGCCGAUAUAACGGUUGCGCCUAUUCCAUGGAGCUUGUGAAAGCGGUGUUUUCUACACGAGAGGAUCUUGACAAGAAAAUCGUCACGAAAUCAUCUGCAAAACCUGAGCUAGCGCUCUCUUGUUUUGCUCUAAGACCCACACGCUUCAGGGGAGUCGUUGUAAGGUAACCCAGUACUGCACUGUAAAAAUGGCACAAGUGAAAUAAGGUGUAAGAGAUGCCAUAACCAAAGUGACUAAAUAUGGGUCCAAAAAAUACAAUAAAACAGACACUUAAAAAUCGUAUUCCUUAUAAUAUAUUUGCCAUUUAUGAAUGUUAUUCAAUGCGUUUCUAUGGGCUAUAGCAGUAAAGGCCAAAUAUUAUUUUUAAAUCACGUUUUUAUAUAUAUUUUUUAUACCUACAAGGGGUUCUAAAAUUCCUAAUCAACUGGCUAAAUGAUCCAUGGUAUGACCAUCUUAAAACAAUUCCAUAUGUUACCUAGAUAUUGCGAACCAAGGGUGUAGACUGAUAGGGCUUAACUCAGGAACCACACCUGCUUUCAAUAUACACUGAACAAAAAUAUAAACGCUACAUGUAAAGUGUUGGUUCCAUGUUUCAUGAGCUGAAAUAAAAGAUCCCAGAAAUGUUCCAUACGUACAAAAGGCUUAUUUCUCUCAAAUUUUGUGCACAUUUGUUUAUAUCCCUGUUAGUGAGCGUUUCUCUUUUGCUAAGAUAAUCCAUCCAUUUGACAGGUGUGGCAUAGCAUGAAGCUGAUUUAAACAGCAUGAUCAUUACACAGGUGCACCUUGUGCUGGGGACAAUAAAAGGCCACUCUAAAAUGUGCUGUUUUGUCACACAACGCCACAGGUGUCUGAAGUUUUGAGGGAGCGUGCAAUUGGCAUGCUGACUGCAGGAAUGCCCACCAGAGCUGUUGCCAGAUAAUUGAAUUUGAAUUUCUCUACCAUAAGCUGCCUCCAACGUCGUUUUAGAGAAUUUGGCAGUACGUCCAACCAGCCUCACAACCGUAGACCACAUGUAACCACGCCAGCCCAGGACCUCCACAUCCGGCUUCUUCACUUGCUGGAUCGUCUGAGACCAGCCACCUGGGCAGCUGAUGAAACUGUGGGUUUGCACAACCAAAUAAUUUCUGCACAAACUUUCAGAAACCGUCUCAGGGAAGCUCAUCUACGUGCUCGUCGUCCUCACCAGGGUCUUGACCUGACUGCAGUUCGGCGUCGUAUCCAACUUUGGGAAAUCCCGGUUUCAACUGUACCGGGCAGAUUGCAUCGUGUGGGCGAGUGGUUUGCUGAUGUCAAUGUUGUGAACAGAGUGCCCCAUGGUGGCGGUGGGGUUAUGAAAUGGGCAAGCAUAAGCUACGGACAAUGAACACAAUUGCAUUUGAUCUAUGGCAAUUUGAAUGUGACGGGCCAUUGUUGUGCCAUUCAUCUGCCUCAUCGUGUUUCAGCAUGAUAAUGCACGGUUCCAUGUCGCAAGAAUCUAUACACAAUUCCUGGAAGCUGAAAAUAUCAAAUUUCUUCCAUGGCUUGCAUACUCACUAGACAUAUCACCCAUUGAGCACGUUUGGGAUGCUCUGGAUCGACGUGUAUGACAGCGUGUUCCAGUUCCCGCCAAUAUCCAGUAACUUCGCACAGCCAUUGAAGAGGAGUGGGACAACAAUUCACAGGCCACAAUCAACAGCCUGAUCAACUCUAUGUGAAGGAGAUGUCGCGCUGCAUGAGGCAGAUGGUGGUCACACCUGAUACUGACUGGUUUUCUGAUCUAUGCCCCUACCUUUUUUAAAAAGGUAUCUGACCAACAGAUGCAUAUCUGUAUUCCUAGUCAUGUGAAAUACAUUGAUUAGGGCCUAAUGAAUGUAUUUCUAUUGACCGAUUUCCUUAUAUGAACUGUAACUCUGUAUAAUUGUUGCAUGUUGCGUUUUAUUUUUGUUCAGUGUACUUUGUAUUCCCUCAUUUACUCAAGUGUUUCUAUUAUUUUGGCAGCUACCUGUACAUGAUAAAACAUUCAAGUUUAAAAAAAGCAAGUGAAAUCCAUGACGAUAUGUACGUUUAGGGUAAUGUACAUUGUGUCCCUGUGUGUAGGUUUGAGUUGGUGAAAAGCAAGCUGCCUGCGGAGCAUCAUAAGGUGUUGGUGAACAUCCGUAAGGCUGAGGCCAGAACCAAGAGAUCAAGACUGGCUGACGAAGACCAUGACGACUCAGACAGCGGGGAUGAAAAGCCUAAAGCCAGGGGAGAGAGGUAUACACACGCUGCACUACUGUUGACAUAAUACACAUCUCACCAUUAGAUUUGUGACUUUCUCUUAUCCUUUCUGUUUCCCUCCCUUAGUAUUGAGGAGAUCUUGGCCGAGUCAGACUCUGACAUGUCAGAUGACGAAAGGCCUAAGGGCGCUAAGAACCAGAAGAAGCCCACAAAGCAGAAGGGGCGGGCCUGGCUGAAGGAGGGACAGGGAGACGAACCACUCAACUUCCUGGAUCCCACUGUCUCCCAGAGGGUCUUGGGUAGUGGAGCCUUCACUCUCAACUUUGUGUUGUUGAAACUAUGGCUGUUUCAUUCCAGGGAGCUUUAUCCCUUCCCUUCGGUGGUCAUUCAGAUCAAUAUGAAAUGUCUAGAACGAUUGCUUACAUCCAUCCAGUUGUCUCCGAUCAGCAAAGGGAAGUGAACGGAUUGUCUGGAAUGAAAUACGACUAAUGUUGAUCUAGAUUGAUACCUAGAUUGUUUAUUAGGGCAUGCAACGGAAAAUCUUUUAAACAUUCUGCGAUUUGAAAAUGAAAAUGAAAAUGAGAAAUUCUUAUUGGACAAUUCAAGGUAAUCUCUCCCAGUUUCAGUCAGUUUUCUUCCUUUUGGUGCCUAAUGAACAUGACCCAUGGUUUUUGGUGGGCAAGGUGAUUGUUUUUUUUGGAGAGUAUGUAUUGACCUGGGAGUUUUUGUGUUUCAGCCACCAACCCAGACAUGAAGAAGAGGGCAAAAGUUCAGCACGGCUUCAAGGUCACGUCAGACGGAAGACUCAUCAUCAGAGAGGACGAUGACGAGGGAGACAAGACUAAAGGUAGUAGGACACGCACAGACACCAAAACUCACUCUUCGUUAUGGGAGGAGAGAGAAGUUAACUGAACUUCCCUUCAACCACAUUUAUUCCAUCUCUACAACUAAUUAAAAGAAAAUGAAUACUUUAUCAUCCAUUUUGUGGGAAUGGAAAUUAUUAUUUUGCCUUUCACCCACAUUACUCCAUCUCUACAUCUAGUAAUAAUCUAUCAUAACCACUGAUCGGAAGUGAGUCUCCUGCUUCUGCUUGCCCUUUGGGGUCCAGGUUGGGUUACUGUAAAGCACAAAUGAUGAUGUGAAAAGGGCUUUAUAAAUACAUCAGCGGCUUUAUAAAUACAUGAAUCAAUAAAACAACAUUUUAUUUGAUUGAUAUUAAAGCAGUAUGUCUCUUUCUUCCCCUACAGAUGAUGAGGGAGAGAUGAAAGACAUUCUGGAGGAGGCUGGAGUCAAGAGUGUGAGUAUCCAUCAGCGUUGCCUACUGAUUUUCCACGUUACCAUGGGAUCUGUGCUGACUGUGGCGACUUCCUUUCCUAGGCGUGGUACACUACUUCCUCAUGUCCCGAAUAGUCCGCAGAAAGUUCCUUUCAUGCUGUAGCAUCGGGACAAUAUGCACAAACACUCGUGAAACUGCCGUCAUUGGAGGGAUUACAACCCGUUUCAUUACACCCCAACCUGUUAAAUGCGCCAAUCCUAACUUCCACUCAAGUCACAUUUUCACUUGGGCUGCAUUUACACAGGCAAAAUAAUUCUGAUCUUUUGCCACUUAAUUGUUCUUUUGCUACUAAUUGGGCAAAAGAUCAGAAUUGGGCUGCCUGUGUAAACGCAGCCCAAGUCUCCCAUUGACAUCAGUAAGUUAGGAUAAAAUUAGAAUACAUUUAGGAUUCGCCACAAAAUGAAUAUCAUUGCGUAAAAAGUUGCCUGCUGAGGUUACUGACACAAGGGUGGGAAGAGUACUGAAAUAUCCUACAUACAGUGGAGAAAAAGUAUUUAGUCAGCCACCAAUUGUGCAAGUUCUCCCACUUAAAAAGAUGAGAGAGGCCUGUAAUUUUCAUCAUAGGUACACGUCAACUAUGACAGACAAAUUGAGAGAGAAAAAAUCUAGAAAAUCACAUUGUAGGAUUUGUAAAGAAUUUAUUUGCAAAUUAUGGUGGAAAAUAAGUAUUUGGUCACCUACAAACAAGCAAGAUUUCUGGCUCUCACAGACCUGCAACUUCUUCUUUAAGAGGCUCCUCUGUCCUCCACUCGUUACCUGUAUUAAUGGCACCUGUUUGAACUUGUUAUCAGUAUAAAAGACACCUGUCCAUAACCUCAAACAGUCACACUCCAAACUCCACUAUGGCCAAGACCAAAGAGCUGUCAAAGGACACCAGAAACAAAAUUGUAGACCUGCACCAGGCUGGGAAGACUGCAUCUGCAAUAGGUAAGCAGCUUGGUUUGAAGAAAUCAACUGUGGGAGCAAUUAUUAGGAAAUGGAAGACAUACAAGACCACUGAUAAUCUCCCCCGAUCCGCAAGAUCUCACCCCGUGGGGUCAAAAUGAUCACAAGAACGGUGAGCAAAAAUCCCAGAACCACAUGGGGGGACCUAGUGAAUGACCUGCAGAGAGCUGGGACCAAAGUAACAAAGCCUACCAUCAGUAACACACUACGCCGCCAGGGACUCAAAUCCUGCAGUGCCAGACGUGUCCCCCUGCUUAAGCCAGUACAUGUCCAGGCUCGUCUGAAGUUUGCUAGAGUGCAUUUGGAUGAUCCAGAAGAGGAUUGGGAGAAUGUCAUAUGGUCAGAUGAAACCAAAAUAUAACUUUUUGGUAAAAACUCAACUCGUCGUGUUUGGAGGACAAAGAAUGCUGAGUUGCAUCCAAAGAACACCAUACUGUGAAGCAUGGGGGUGGAAACAUCAUGCUUUGGGGCUGUUUUUCUGCAAAGGGACCAGGACGACUGAUCCGUGUAAAGGAAAGAAUGGGGCCAUGUAUCGUGAGAUUUUGAUUGAAAACCUCCUUCCAUCAGCAAGGGCAUUGAAGAUGAAACAUGGCUGGGUCUUUCAGCAUGACAAUGAUCCCAAACACACCGCCCGGGCAACGAAGGAGUGGCUUCGUAAGAAGCAUUUCAAGGUCCUGGAGUGGCCUAGCCAGUCUCCAGAUCUCAACCCCAUAGAAAAUCUUUGGAGGGAGUUGAAAGUCCGUGUUGCCCAGCGACAGCCCCAAAACAUCACUGCUCUAGAGGAGAUCUGCAUGGAGGAAUGGGCCAAAAUACCAGCAACAGUGUGUGAAAACAUUGUGAAGACUUACAGAAAACGUUUGACCUGUGUCAUUGCCAACAAAGGGUAUAUAACAAAGUAUUGAGAAACUUUUGUUAUUGACCAAAUACUUAUUUUCCACCAUAAUUUGCAAAUAAAUUCAUUAAAAAUCCUACAAUGUGAUUUUCUGCCUUUUUUUUCUCAUUUUGUCUGUCAUAGUUGACGUGUACCUAUGAUGAAAAUUACAGGCCUCUCAUCUUUUAAGUGGGAGAACUUGCACAAUUGGUGGCUGACUAAAUACUGUUUAAUGAAAUUUUACUGAAGUAAAGUCAAAUUACUGGUGUAAAAAAAAGCAUUAAAAGUAAUUGGGUUAUUAAAAAUAAAAAGAUUGACCUUGAUAAUUAGUUAAUUUCACUAAGAUUACCUGAAAGUUGUUACACAUGAUAUUUUCCAUGCAUUAAAGGUAGAGGAAAUGAAUGUACAGUAGGAACUAAGUUCAUUUAUUUUAUCAGUUGCAACGAGGCACAGCUGUAUGCAAAAAAAUUAAAUAAAAAGGAUUUGUAAAAUAUACUACCGGUGUUAACAUUUUGAAAAUAAAUGUAAGCAAUUACAAUGUAUUGCUAAAAAAAUAAACUAGACAAAAUAAAGUGCAUAAACAAUGUUGCCAGACUUCAAUAUACUUCAGAAAUAAACAAUUGUAAUUCCUUCAACCUUCAAUCCCUCAUUCACCCCUACUUUUUCUUUCAUGGAACUGGCUGACAUUCACUCCAUCACCCAUUUACACUCUUACACUCACUCACAAGCUCCCUCUUUCACUCACUCACCAGGGGUGGAAAGAGUACUGAAAUAUCCCACUCAAGUAGAAGAACUGUUACUGACUUUGGAAAAUACUCAAGUAAAAGUACUCGUAAAAGCUACUCUUAACAGUAAGAGUAUUUGAAAUGAGUUACUUCCUACCUCUGCUGACACAACUUCUGAAACCUCUGAACUCUCUCCCCAUCUUUCUCUCUCUCUCUCAGAUAAAGACUAAGAAGAGGACAUUCCAGCAUGGUCACUACGAGGAUGACAUGGAGAUCGAACCCCAGCUGAAAUACAAAGGUAAAGCCAACUAUACGUCUGUCUCUAUUUGUCAGUUGGUGUCCGUGUGUUCUGGUUGCUGGUCUGUCAUCUCAUGUAUGUAUGUAUGUAUUCAUGUGAGUUUCUUUCUUUCAGCUGGAGGCUCGGGGAUCCACAGACCUCUGGGUGGGAGCAGAGACCUGGGGGGAGACUACAAGGCCAAGGUGACACGCACACAGGCAGAAGGGAUGAUUUCAAACUGGGACUAUUGGUCAGCUCUUUGUUGAAUCUUCACAAGGCUAAAGUGUGUGUUUUUGUGAUUUCUCCAGAAGGGUAAAGGAGAUGUGAAGAGGAAAGGAAAGGUUGAUCCAUAUGCCUACAUCCCUCUGAGGAAAGCACAGCUCAACCGCAGGUAAAAACAGCAAUGAACUAGUAAUACACAUAGUAAUAAUUGUAGUAGGAGUUGUAAUGGUGAAAGCUUAACCCUUUGUUGACCGUGUGUGUGUGUGUGUGUGUAUGUAGGAAGAAAGCGAAGAUGCAGGGCCAGUUUAAGGGCAUGGUGAGAGGGGCCCAGAAGGGAGCGCAGUCUGGGAAGAGGAUGCAAAGGAACAAGCGGAGGGCCUGAAAAGUUAACAUGCAUGUUCUCUCCAACUGUUGAAUGUGUGUCCUUCUGCCUGUUGUCCAAGAGGGUCUGUGCAUAGAAAUAUCAUUAAAGCUAAUUCUAUGGGUCUGAGUCUAUGCAGUUUAUUGCUCAGGCAUACCCCCCUGAACAAGCAGACCAUGAAUGUCUGCGAGAAACAGAACGUGGGAGAAGGAAUGAGAAGAGGUCUUCAAAUAGAUCUGUAGAUUAUUUUUGCUUGCCGGAUACAAUCAGGCCUACACAUGAAAUUUAAACUUUAUAGGCAUGUUCAAUCUAUCAAAUAUAACGAGUGACAUACUCAAUCCAAAUGUUUACAGAUGGUUAAACAUCUAUUAAAUGUAUUUAUGUACCCUACUUUAAAGGAUGGAAGAAAAAUGUUGAUAGUGUGAAAAUUAAUGGCUUGUUAUUGCUCUGUUUGACCGCUAGAUGGUGAUCUAGAUUGCAGUUAAAUAUGAACAAUAGGAGUUGGUUAAAAUUCAUAUUGCAGCACAUGUAAUACAAUUCGGAUUACUGUUUGAAUGUAUUAAACUAUUAUUGUUUCAACAUCAGA